Dufourea novaeangliae is the source of this 4443-nucleotide messenger RNA. RefSeq names its product 14-3-3 protein epsilon (gene 14-3-3epsilon). The coding region runs from base 182 to 952 and encodes 256 amino acids. Gene Ontology annotation, biological process: signal transduction. Lineage: Eukaryota; Metazoa; Arthropoda; Insecta; Hymenoptera; Halictidae. The transcript has 4 exons. The record is from RefSeq and is a predicted model, not a curated record. Gene Ontology annotation, cellular component: cytoplasm.
GGAGUGUCUGCAGAGGCUGCGCGAACUGGGAACUGCUUUCGAUUGUUGGCGGGCGCCGCCAUCUUGGUCAGUGAGCUUGCGAGUGGCUGUACGACGAGGUGUACGUAUUUCGGUGAAACGAGUAUUUCGAGCGAUUUCCCUGAAACCUUUCGUCUGCCCGUGAAAUCUACAAGCAUCCAAGAUGUCAGAACGGGAAGACAACGUUUAUAAAGCGAAAUUGGCCGAGCAAGCAGAGCGUUAUGACGAAAUGGUUGAGGCGAUGAAGAAGGUCGCUUCGUUGGACCUGGAGCUGACUGUCGAAGAGAGGAACCUCCUUUCUGUCGCCUACAAAAACGUAAUCGGAGCGAGGAGAGCCUCCUGGAGAAUAAUCUCGAACAUUGAACAAAAGGAGGAGAACAAGGGCGCAGAGGGCAAACUCGAAAUGAUACGUCAGUACCGAUCCCAAGUAGAGAAAGAACUGAAAGACAUCUGUGCCGAUAUACUCGGAGUCCUGGAUAAACAUCUGAUUCCGUACGCUUCCACGGGCGAAUCAAAAGUCUUCUAUUACAAAAUGAAGGGCGAUUAUCAUCGUUACUUGGCCGAAUUUGCAAUUGGUAACGACAGGAAGGAAGCGGCAGAAAACUCGCUGGUAGCUUACAAAGCGGCCAGCGACACUGCUAUGACAGACUUGCCGCCGACUCAUCCCAUCCGCUUAGGAUUGGCGCUAAACUUCUCCGUGUUCUAUUAUGAGAUACUCAACAGCCCAGACAGAGCGUGUCGUCUAGCGAAGGCAGCCUUUGACGACGCAAUCGCGGAAUUAGACACUUUAUCUGAGGAUAGUUACAAGGAUUCUACCCUUAUCAUGCAACUCCUCAGGGACAAUCUGACUCUGUGGACGUCGGAUAUGCAAGGAGAUGGGGAGGGCGAACAGAAGGAGCAGCUGCAAGAUGCGGAAGAUCAGGACGUAUCGUAACUCUAACUGUAGUGAGUGUUACAUUGCGUAUAUAAAACUGAGACACAGAAGAAAACAAAAAACUCUUUAUAACUCGUAAGCAACAGAAAACAACUCAGCAGGUGGCAGUUCGGGGUGGGAUGGGGAGAUCUUUAGCAAUUGCGUGACCCUAAGCAUGCACGUACGGCUAUUCCAAACAAAAAUCAAUCGAUAAAACACAUCUAAUUACGGAGCACGCGGAAAGUAACAAGCAGAGGAUGCGCACCCUGCGGUAAUAGAGAGACUGCAAAAAAAAAAAGCAUUUAGAGAGGCGCUGUCUUCGCCUUUUUCGAGUAUCGAGAAGAAAAAAAUGCUGUCAUCACACCUGUGUAUGCCCGGUAAAAAGAGAAAGAGUUGCACGGACGAUGUCGAAAACGCGUUGUGUGGGCGUCGACUGACAGGGCGUACAUGUCACUCAUAGCAAUGAAAACAAAAAGGGAAAAAAAGAAGAAAUGAAGUAUGCCCUCAGUCUGUUGAGACGAUCCCCACGCUUUCAUCGGUUUCAGUGAGUGAGAACGAAUUAACAAUGUGUCCUAUAUGUUUCACGAACAGCGAAACAUUCUGAUACUUGACGUCGAUUGAAGUGCAUUAUUAUGUUCGUUUGUUUUCACCUGCUCCCUAUUCCCAUACAAAUCAAUUUCCUUCUCCUCCUCCUCCAUCUCCUCCUCUUCCUCCUCCUCCUCCUCCUCCUCCUCCUUGUCGUCGUCCUCUUCGUCCUUUUCCCCGCUUUUUUACUGCGCGCACGAUCGCUCUCGGAUACUAUAUAAUAAAUAAGGACGUUAAUUGUAUGCGUGUAAAUCGACUGUAAAUCAUUCGUUUAUUCAAGAAUAAACGCGUCUCCUCGGAACGAAGAGACGUGGUUGCCUGUUCUGGCCAGCAACUAGAACUGUGAACCACGCGUCUUCGUCCCUGCUUUCUGUAUAAGAUAUUGCGAAUGUACUUCCGAACGAAGUCCGGAUUAAGUAAUUUCAUACAUAGUUCCAGCAUGGAUUCUCGUGUAGUCAUUUAAUGAAUUACGAAGAGAAAAUACGCUUACACAAAAGCGUCGUACUUAAAUGCAAUAACAUCAGUCGCAGAUCGAAAUUUUCUGUUAACACGAAAGAAAGAAAAGAGAACAUCAAAGUAAAUGGAACAACGUUGCCCCGCUUUCGACAAUGUCGGACGCAUCUUUUUCUUUUCAUCUUCACAUUAUUCUGCGACGAGAGCCGUAGUUAUUUCUCUCCCUUUUUUUUUUGAUCGACGAGAAACGUGCAAAAAAAAAUUAGAAAUGUGGUAGAUAAGCUUUUUAUUUUUUUUUAUAUAUAUAAAAAAAAAAAGAAAUAAUUCCGUUUCACGAUACACGACAAAAAAACACAAGUAGCUGUCUAGCUAGUCUGUAAUUGUGGUUGUACUUUUUCAUACGCCCCCAUUGUGUAAAACUAUAAACGAUCGCUGUGGUAUUACAAAUUACAGAAUAAACGAUUGUAUCCCGACUUUAUUCGUUCGCGCUCACUUUCGCUAAUUCACACUCCUCGAUUCCAUUGCGUCUCUUAGUUCGUAUCUGCCCGUGGUGUUCGUUCACAUUUUUGUCGAUUUCCGUUCUGAAACGUUCCAACAAGCAUUUAAGACGAUUUGUUCGUCAGUCCCACACGAAAUUCUCGUGAAGCAUGUUAAGGGGGGUAGGCUUAGCGACACAAUAUCAUCGAUCAUUUACUCGUCUAAGUAAAUAGUGACGGUAAGAAAUAAUAUCUGUGGUAGUUAACAAUUCCAAUCGCUUGAAAAUAUCAAUGUGUAUCUUUAAUGUAUGUAAUAUUUUGAACGUUAGCCCGUUUUCCUGCGAAGAAUGUCACGAAACAAAUUACCUGUGAGCUGAAGUUAAUUUUCCAAAUGGUAUCGUAGAAAUUUGAUAGGCACUACGUGUACUGACAGUAAAGUCGUUCGAGUCCUUCGGACACGCGCGGCUUUCCUAUAUACGACGGCGAUGAGGACGAUCUUGAUAAUUCGUAUACAGCGUGCAGCAAAAAAGCGAGGUGUGUAAUAUAUAUAUAAGGCGAAGGGAACGAGCAGAUAAUCGAGCUCUGCCUAGAAAAUCGGUGUGCAUCGUGCCCCUGUAUUUAGGUAUUAAUAACGAUAAAAAUUGAUAAUCAUGUUAUAAAGUACGUUUGAAAGAGUAACUCAAAGUAAUAUCAACGGCACCGUCAGUAAGUAUAUGCGAGUAAUUUUAAGACCGUAAAAUUAGGAGAAAUCGAUUGACGCGAAUCGUUUUUCGAACGAUAUCGUAACAGAAAAAGAAUAGUUUUUCGAAAUGUGUUUCGUCGAAGAGCGUGGAAGACAGAUCGGGAGGAAGGUAAUUAAACUGUGCGUAAGAAGAGAGAACAGAAGAACAUCGGGUAAACAUCGGCCGAGAUAUUAUCGUAGUAAAAGCGACAAGUGUUGAACAUUUAGGCACAAUAAAACUUGUCAGUGGCAACGAACGGUGUAGCGAAUUCCAAACGACGAUAAAAUUUCAGAUACCUCGUCCAAUUACUUGCUUACACAAUGAAUUAAAAACAAGAUGAACUAGCCAAAUGCGAUAACAUUACAAUCGUCUACAGCCUACAGUCUACAGUCUACUUACAAUACAUAUAGCGAGACUCAUAAGCAAACACAACAAUGAAAUUGUAGAGUGUUGCCGGCUAAAAUAAAAUCGUAAGUAGGCAUUACCACCCACCUGGGUUGUCCGUAGGAUUUGUUAAUGGCGAUAGAUGAUCGGUGUAUCGAUUGAGACUGCUUUUAAUCCUUUACCCAGUAUCGCUGUACGUGCUUAGUUGAUUUUUAUAUGUAUGAAAAAAAAACAUAAGGAAAAGAAAUCCCUGAUUAUUCCAUCUCUUACUAGAUGUGUAGUAUUUGCUCUUGUCUAUUUCUCUAUCUUUCUCUCUCCCUCCCCCCAACUUUCUCUUUGUGUUAUAAACAUUAGUUGUAUCUGUAUUAUCUUGUCGCAAACCCACUUCAAGAGCGAUUAACUAGACCUGGAUAUCAAAGUUUAUCGUCAUUUGGAAGAAGGCUAAAUUUCUCUUUGAUUUUUUUCUUUCUUGGAUUCGCGUAUGCGUUCUCACAUUCUGUACUACUACAAUCAAUGCGAUUUCACUGGAUACGACCUUUUUCUGUAAAACCACAUACGUGAAAGCUACAAAUAAAGUAAUUACAACUCUUAUCUGUUUCUCUCUCGGAUCUUUAUUGUAUUAUUAAAUAUCAGUGCAUUAGUAAGGGAAUUAAAAUAUAUGUACAUACAUAAUGCGUUUAGGGCGUUUUCUUUGUAUCGCAAUAUUGUGUAUAGAGUGAGUAACCCAACAUCAGAAUCUGUAACAUGUUCUCAAUGUCUCAAUGACUGUCGAAGUCGGGUGUAAUUUCAAUAACACGCACUGAAUAACAAUCCUAAUGUAUGUUUUCCACAGAAUUUCAUAGAAUUCCAUAGAAUUAUAAAUUAAUGUACAUAAAAUAUAAUGGAGCACAAU